AUGCCGCUUAAUGCUCAAGCCAUCUAUCCUGCGGCGGACCCAGAGUUUGUCGCGUUCCCCAGCCGCAGGAGUGUAGUACACAGUACCAAGGGUAUUGUGUCAAGUUCACAGCCCUUGGCUUCAAACUGUGGUCUACGAGUGUUGCAACAAGGUGGAAACUGUGCAGUAAGUGGACCUAGCUACUCGCAAGACUCAUGUACUGACAGAAUACACAGGNAUGCAGCCGUCGCAGUCGCUGCAGGUCUGAACAUGACCGAGCCCGGUAGCACGGGUAUCGGUGGUGACAUGUUCUGUCUGUUCUACGAUGCAAAGACCAAGCAGGUCCACGCCUUGAACGGUUCUGGCCGCGCUCCAGGGAACGCAACAUGCGAAAAAGUACGACAAUCUCUCGGCCUGAAAGAGGGCGACAACGGCACAAUUCCCAUGCACAGUGCACACGGAGUCACCGUUCCUGGAGCGGCUGCUGGCUGGGUCGACGUGGUUGAGAAGUUUGGCAGUGGAAAGCUGAGCAUGGAACAAAUCUUGACACCUGCCAUUGAGCUGGGAGAGAAUGGUUUCCCAGUUUCGGAGAUCAUGGGUUACUACGUAACCGAGAAGUCAAUUCGCGAUGCCUCGCCCAACUUCGCCGAAAUGCUAAAGAAGGAUCCCGAUGCAAAGGACGGUUGCCGCGCUCCAAAGCCUGGCGAGAUCAUGCGCAACCCUACUCUGGCUCAGACGUUCCGCGAGGUUGCCAAACACGGAAAGGCCGGCUACUACACUGGAAGAAUUGCAGAAGAGUUGGUCAAGGUUGUACAAGAUUUGGGAGGCUUCAUCUCCUUGGACGACCUGAAAAACCACAUGGACAAGGGCAGCGAGGAGGUUGACCCCAUCAAGCUCAACUACCGUGGACAAGGCAUCGCAAAGUCGCAUGGAGAGACAAUGCACGACAAGAGCUCAGAGGGGGUCGAUGUAUGGGAACAUCCUCCCAAUGGCCAGGGCAUCGUCGCCCUGAUGGCCUUGGGUAUGCUGCAAGAGUUGGAGAAGAACGGCAAGAUUUCCACCUUCUCCGACAAGGACCACAACUCUGCCGAGCACAUUCACGCUGUCGUUGAGACCCUUCGUAUUGCCUUUGCCGAUGCGAACUGGUGGGUCGCAGACCCCAACGUAGUCAAGGUUCCUUCUCAAGAGCUCAUCUCGGAAAAGUACCUGGCCGAGCGUGCUAAGCUCUUCGAUCCCAAGAAGGCUGGUGAUAUCCCUGACCAUGGCUCUCCUGCACACAACCAUUCUGAUACUGUCUACUUUGCUGCAACUGACAGCGAAGGCAACGGUAUCUCAUUCAUCAACUCCAACUAUGCUGGUUUCGGCACUGCUAUCAUCCCCAAGGGAUGCGGCUUCACUCUCCAAAACCGUGCCUGCAACUUCAUGCUGCAACCAGCUAACCACCCCAACAUUUACGCUCCUAACAAGCGCCCUUACCAUACCAUCAUUCCUGCUCUGAUCACCAACAAGGCAGAUCAGAGCUUGCACUCUGUCUAUGGUGUUAUGGGUGGUUUCAUGCAGCCUCAAGGACACGUCCAAGUGCUGUUGAACAUGCUCGUCUUCAAAAUGACUCCACAAGCAGCCCUCGAUGCACCUCGUGUCUGCAUUGGCGCCGGUAUGCCCGAUAGUGGUGAUGUCUUUGACAAGACUGUUUACCUGGAAGAUGGUAUCUCAGAAGAGACUGCCGAUAAGCUGCGCGCCAUGAGCCACAAUGUCGAGAUUAUCAAGGGCCACGGCCGAGGUCUGUUCGGUAGGGGCCAGAUUAUCAGAUGGCAUGUUGACCCUGUCGAAGAUCGUGGUGUCUGGAGCGCAGGCAGCGACCCAAGAGCCGAUGGUCACGCCGUUCCGUGGAUGUAA
This is a messenger RNA of Aureobasidium vineae, 1875 nucleotides long. The record is from the annotation of a GenBank genome assembly. NCBI's taxonomy places the organism in Eukaryota, Fungi, Ascomycota, Dothideomycetes, Dothideales, Saccotheciaceae.